AUGGAUCUGCUCGAGAAUCUUCCCCGCCCUAUCGACGAUGCAGAACCAGGGGCAUAUGCCACACGCUAUACAUCAGAUGACGAGAACGCCUAUGCUCACGUAGCUGUGCAUUCCGAGCAUGAAGGCCUGAGACUCAUCUUCGAAUGGGACGAUAGCGAUGGAUGGAAAUAUCAUAACGCCGCUAUGAUGCCCUUCCCUUCCGGCAGUUGUCUAGAUGUGCAACCGGCUCUUGAAGGGUCGGGGAAACACUCGCAGCACUUGCCGACAUUGAAUCAUGGUAGUGCGCAGCUGGAGAACUUUGACGAGGCGGACAGCGACGACGACUACUGGAAUGCAUACGGAUCUCAGGAUGACCGCGCGUCGUUUGACGACGGAAGACAUACAGCAGGGAAGGACGUGGAUGGAGCGACGGAAGACGCCUACUGGGCCCGCUAUUCUUCCGUACACGGAACCGCAGAUUCCACGCAGCCUUCACCCCCUCCUCAACCGAAGCGCAGGCUUCAUUCCGUCUAUUCGCCUGCUGGCGACGGAACUCACUCGCCGAGACCCCUUCCAGUUCCUACUCGCUCGUACCAUGGGCUUGAAGAUGCCCUCCCGAUCCUUCCCUCUGCUAUUCGCCAGCCAGAUCUACACUCCAAGUGGGAUCCCGCCUCUCCCAGGGCGCUCGCGCAGCGCCUAGCAAAUGUCUCGGCCAGGCCAAGUCCGUGGCCGAGCCGAGCUCGUACCCCAGAUGCAGUUGUUGAGCCUCUCGGCUCUGACAACGCAUCGUCCACUGUAGGUGGCAGUGAAGGCAGCGCCGCCUCUGCCAGUUUACAGGGCCCCCAGGGAACGUCGGCCCCCCGUGCUGACGGCCAGCAACUACAGCAAGCGGCGUUCCGUGAAUCAGAACUGGAUUUGUCUGACAGGGGCGAAGAAGGAAUGCAUGAGGCGAUUGUGUCACUACAAGAGGGAAUCCAGGGGAUAUGGAAGCUAUGGAGGGCCAGCAGGCCUGGCUCUGCAGGUUUCUCAGAAGUCAACGAUAAAGAUAUCUUCGUAGAAGCAAGGACGGUUGCGAGAAAUAACGAGCUUGAGACUAGGGUCGAAGAACUUGAAAGAGAACUUUCUGUAUGGAAGGCGGCCUUGAAGACCGCGGACGAGGACAAGAAGACCUUGAGCAAGACUGUUGUGCAGCUCGAGCGGAGCAUUGGAUCGCUGCGAGAUGAUAACCCACUCAUCCUUUGCCUUAUUGACGGGGAUGGCAACAUCUUCUCUUCUGAACUUCUAAGUACGGGUCAGGCCGGGGGCCGCCAGGCCGCCAUGCUCCUCACGAAGGGCCUCACGGAUCACCUCGCGAGUACUGACUCGCUGGAUGCUGCGCUACCAGGGCGCGGACAGUUAUGGCUUACCAUCUACUGCAAUAAGAGCGGGCUUGUGGAAACAUUGACUCACAACAAUGUCUGCACUGCAGAGCAGUUCGACGCGUUCUGUGCCGGUUUCAAUCAAGCAUCACCUUUGUUCUCGAUCGUCGACGUCGGUAAUGGCAAGGAAGCGGCAGAUGCGAAAAUCAAAGAAUGCCUGCGGGUCUUCACACGCUUUCCUCAGACGUCAAAAGUAUUCUUUGGGGGUGCACAUGAUAACGGUUACACAUCUACCUUGACCUACCUGCAGAACGAGGGCCUCCUCGACAAGAUAAUCCUCCUUCGAGGAUACAAAGAUCUCGCGUACGAGAUCAAAGGCCUAGAGCUACCGCAUCUCGAUAUCCAAGGUCUCUUCAUGACAAAGAGGCUGCAGACACAUUCGUCCAAAAAGAACAAUGUUCCUAACCAGGCUGCCCCGCCAACACCACAACAUGAUACUGACAAAACUCGUGGCAAAGCACCCACUCCCCCAAGUCGCAACAGCGCAAGUCCGGUCACGAAGUCAAAGCAGGUUGAACCCGAUCAGCUGCGAAAAACUGGCCUUGUCCAUUCUUGCAUUGUACCUUCCUUCGUCAUUCUGCCUAGGGUCUCGUUGAACAUGGAAUUCGAGCUUCCGGAAGUUGAGGAGGUCUCCGACUAUGAGGAGCAGUGCUCCUUAACUAGAGCGCGCAACAAGACAUUUCUAGAGUCUUUGAACUUGGAUGCCCCCGCUUUCGUGCCCAAGGUUGCCAAGAAGCCACGCGCCCCCAGAAAGCGCAAGGUGUCUGCGCUGCACAGCCCUGAACCUCAACGGAAAUCCAAGGUUGCACGCGUGGAAUCCUCUGAAGAUGGGAGCGCAAAUACGGGACUACGGAGAAGUGGAAGGAAUCAGGGCAAGAAGGUAGACUAUGCCAGCGACAAUAUUGGACAUGCAAUGCCUCGUCUAGCUAGUGUUCAAGCGGGCCUGAGGGAGAUGGUGACAGAGCCUAGGAGCCUCAACAAGAGGAUGCACGAUCCGAAAACCUUCGGCACAAUCCCAGGGGUUCCUGUCGGGUCAUGGUGGCUUACUCGCGAGGAAUGUAGCGCGGAUGCCAUUCAUGCACCGUGGGUUGCGGGCAUAUCUGGUGGUCCCGACGGUGCAUACUCUAUCGCACUGUCAGGUGGAUAUGAGGAUGACGUUGACCUCGGCGAAGCAUUCACAUAUACCGGCGCAGGCGGACGUGACCUCAAGGGUACUAAGACAAACCCGAAGAAUGUAGGGUCCCGCUUAAUUGUCAUAGGUUCUUGA
Postia placenta MAD-698-R-SB12 is the source of this 2664-nucleotide messenger RNA. RefSeq lists its product as hypothetical. NCBI's taxonomy places the organism in Eukaryota, Fungi, Basidiomycota, Agaricomycetes, Polyporales, Adustoporiaceae. The transcript has 13 exons. Bases 1 to 2664 code for a protein of 887 amino acids. The record is from RefSeq and is a predicted model, not a curated record.